Leishmania mexicana MHOM/GT/2001/U1103 is the source of this 5370-nucleotide messenger RNA. RefSeq lists its product as hypothetical. Lineage: Eukaryota; Euglenozoa; Kinetoplastea; Trypanosomatida; Trypanosomatidae. Gene Ontology annotation, biological process: transcription initiation at RNA polymerase II promoter. Gene Ontology annotation, molecular function: protein binding; RNA polymerase II general transcription initiation factor activity. Bases 1 to 5370 code for a protein of 1789 amino acids. The transcript has a single exon. Gene Ontology annotation, cellular component: transcription factor TFIID complex. The record is from RefSeq and is a predicted model, not a curated record.
AUGCAAAGCUUUCCUGCGGCAGCUGCGUCUCAUGUUGCCGCGGUCAACUCCGCGGUAGCGCGCGGCGCCGCGGCGUCCUCCGUCGUUGAUCCUUCAACGGUAAGCGAGUUCGAAGCGUGCUGCCGCGCCCUCAGUCAGAAAGUCAAUAAGGCUGUUGUGGAGCAACUCCCAGUGCUACAGAAUGGCACCGUUGUGGACCUGUCACACAACUACGUUGGCGCCGCCGGGUUGCAAGCGAUCGCGGUCAUUCUUCAGCACAACCCAAAUGUAACCGAGGUACGGGCACCGCGCAACGGCCUCACGAACGACGCAGUCGUGCUCUUCUGUCGCGCUAUGCGAGGGCACCAGCAGCUGUUCGCGUUGGACUUGUCCGACAACCCGGACGUUUCGUUGGCUGGCGGGCUUGCCCUUGUGAACUUGGCACAGCAGACACCGUCCCUGCGUGUGGUGAAGUUGAACGGCACACAUGUACUUGCAGCGGUGCUCGAUAAGUUGACGCGCGCUCUCGAUUACAAUGCGUCGCACCACGGCACCACCUCGCCCAGCGUUGUCGCCGCACUGCCGACCGCAGCUGUGGUUGCCUCAUCGUCGACGUCGCCAUCAAGCGCUGCUGUGGGGAUGUCUGACGAGGCACAGACACUGCAGACUCUUCGCGCACGCGUGGAGGUGGCACUGGAGGAGGGCUAUCUAAUUCCGCCAGCAUCCCCGCAAACAGGCUGGCGUGUUCUCGAUGUGCCCAUUCUGGCACCCCCGCUGCUGUUCGACAACGAAGUGCGUCUGUUGUGCAACGAGGUGUUCCCGCGACUCAACCAGGAGUUCGCCUCGCACCGUCUUAUUCUCUGCCCUGUCGUUGUCGGCGGCGGUGCAGGGGCCGUCAAAGAUGAUGACAAGGCCAGUGAUAGCGCGGUGUGCCUGCGGCCUCACCGCACAGCCGGGGCGUACAACCGUGCGCUACACUUCCGCCCAGCCAGUGACGUUACCUCCAUCGUUGAGCGCGGCCGGUUUGUGACGAUCGAGCUCGUAGGCGACCUCCCCGGCGACUACGCGCAACUCGUGGCGAGUGCUAUGCUGAGGUUGCAGGGGAUCCCGCAGUCUGCCCCCCAACGCGUAGAAAGCCAUGACGACGAAGAGCCUGAGGAGGCCGCCGCACCGCUUCAGCCGGUGCUGUACGAAGCGCACGAAGCCGCGCUGCGCUACACUCGAUGGCUCCUCGUGGCGACGCGGCGCGACACGCGGACGCUUAAGGUGCCUGCCGCGCUAGCACCGCUGCUCACCGCCGACCCGAUCAUCGCACACCCAGACCGACACCGGAGCAUCGUGCGCGCAAUUUUCAUCGGCGACGAGACCCCGUCCCCGAGUGUUGUGGGGCCAGUGAAGGUAGGUGAAGGCAGCAGAAUCGGGGCAACAUCGGCAUCCGCUGCCAUUCCCACCUCGCUCGAGUGGGACUACGCAACGGAAGAAUACCAGUGGAGGCGACAUGUGGACUGGCGGGAGCAUGUUGUGGCCACGGCGCCAGUGGCGGAGCUCGUCAUUCCACAGUACACGGCUACCUUUGACUGUAUAGACGCACAGGGUGGCGUGCGACUGAAGCACCUCGACGGGUUCCAGAUGGCCGUGUAUGCUCGACUCCGCACCGUUUUGGAGGCCUGCGUCGCCGCUGAGGCGAGUAAGCGUGAAGCCAGGGAGGCAACCGAGUUGGAUGCAGGGUCAAAGUCACUGAGCCGACUGCUGCGGAACAUCGGAACGCAACGGGCGUGGGACACAACGUACUUACAGGCCCUGGCCGCUACCAGUAGCGGCGCGGCGAAGAAGAACCUCAUGAACCGCAUGAUACUCUACGCUGCGAACCCGCCUAGCCGCAACAUGCUGGUUUUGCACGGCACCGACGCCGCCUCGCUCGAGAGUCUCAUGGCGCGCGGCGCCGCCCGGCUGCAGACGCUUCAGCACGUGUACACGUUGGCCGUCUACACGGUACGCUCAGCUCUUUUGCAUGAGGAGCCGACAGAGCUUCGCAGCGUUGUGACCCACGUUGUGUCUCAACUGACGAAGGAUGCGGCGGUGCUGCGCUACGUGAAUGCAGAGGUCGACAUAGAGCGCUUGAGCGCGUUCUUCCUGCAGGUCAUAUCUGGCUCUGUGCCUAGUAACAACGUCGGCAGGCCGGCGCAUGCCAACGGUGCGAAGACAGCAGCUGCCACGGCCAUGGGCGAGGCAGGACUGCCAGGGUACGUGGCCCAGUACACCUUGAGUACCGACGAGGAAGCCAGCGCUGGCAACACGGCCUCCACCCACGCCUUUGUCGUCCUGCUGGACGGCUUGGAAGAUUUGGCGAUGCCGGUGCAGCCAUGUGGUGCCCUUGUGCACCCGCCACGGAGCAGCGGCAACAUUGCUGAUGGCGGCGGUGCCGAGCCAUCCAGCUGGUCGACAGAGAGGACCGCUCAGAUGCCUUUUUCGGCGGCCCCGUCAAGUGUGACGUCGAAGACUCAGCCGAAGCCACGGAGAACGCCAAUCGACUGGCUGCUGCCUCGUGCCCUGGCUCGCUACGUCCGCCUCAUCGCCAGCUGUGCGUCGAAAAGCGCUGCCUUUUCAUCUUUUUCUCACCUUGGUCGGGAUAGUGCGGACAUGCUUAGCUUCGGGGCGGUGUCGACGAACGAGGUGGAGCAGUACCUGUCCCCGGCUUCCCUCGCGCGCGUCGGCCUUGUCUUGUCAGAUGACGAAUACGAGUGCGCUCGCAGCAAGCGCGAUGCCCCGAUGGGGGAGUACAUGAACUACCUGCUAGAUGCCGCACGCAGCGUGCAUGAGGCACCUGGUUUUCUGACGCAGAUACAAGUGAUUCAGACGUUCCCGGAGACCCUCCAGGAGGCCGCGCAGGGCGUGUACGAUCGCCUCGUGCACACGUUUGGCCUCCCCCUCACCCGCCAUGUUCUGGGGUUGCUGAUGGCGUCCCGGUGGGGCCUGUUGCUGCCAGAGCUGCGCGACCUCUUGCCUAGUUUGUCCAUGUGCCGACUGCAGGAGCUGCUGCGGUUGCUGCGGCCCGCCCUCGAGCAGGAGGCACCGGGUGCGGCAGCGGAGAUGAUGGGCGUUGGCAGCGGCAACGUGCUGCUUGGUGCUGUACGCCUAACUGCCCCGUCGUUCCUCGAGGUGGUGCAGCGAGAGUCCCUUCAGCAAGUUUCGGAUGAGGUGCAGGCCGAGAAUGAUCAGCGCGUCUGGCAUACGCAACUGGCACAGUACUAUCUCUCUAUCGUGUAUCGAUGGCUGCAACCUGGCACAGCGGUGGAUGCGGCCCCCACCAAGGUGCGUCGCGUGAACGACGCGUCGGCUGCUGAGGCGUACGUUCGCCCUGAAACGCAGGCGCUGCAUCGACGCGCCAUGAAGGAGGUGAUUUACCACAUGACGCAGAGCGGCGACUUCUGGUCGAGGAUGGAUGUGACGAUCUUGUCUGUGCCUUUCAUGGAGCAGGUGUACGAGUCCGAGCUGGGCUACGCAUACCUGCGCGACCUAACAGCGGCCUUCAACGAGCGCUACCAGCGCCACCUCCUUGGCGAGGACAUCGGGGAGCCAUCGUGGCAGAAGCAUCAGCUCGCCCGUGAAAACGGCGGAGGUGAGAUCACCGCAAUGGCAGCAGACGAUGCACAGGCGAGCGGCACUCCCAGGUCGGCGGAGUCGAGCCUCUACGCCCUUCCUGCAGUGCUGAUUCGCAUGCGCGACUAUAUCUGCUUCGCCCACCAGUACGGCCUGCUUCUUUCCCUGCAUCCAACCCUCGUGGCGCAAGUCGCGUUGCAGAUCCCGGCGAGCCUCCUCAACGCUGUCCAUCGUGAUGCCGUCACGUACCUCUGCCGUCAGCUGCAGGACAACGGCGGAUUUGUGGAGAGCAGGGCAUCUCUGUCGCGUGUCUUCUUCGCCAUGACGGCCGCGGAGGCUAAAACAGAAGGGAAGCAGCCGACUCAUCUGCGCCCCAUCACGUGCGCCGCCUUCCUGCCGAAUCGACUCUUCGUGGUGACGGCUAGCAGCGAUCGCUCGUUGGCGUGGGUGAAUCCAGAGAGCGGAAAGGUGGCGUGGUAUGCCCGGCAACCGACGGCAGCGGUGGAGUCGCUCACGGUGUGCCGCACCAGCGCUUACGUUGCUGCCGUGUCGGAGGAUCGCACGGUGUGGGUGUACGACGGCCUGCAGGGCACUCUCGUUUCGCAGUGCCGCGGAAGCAAGUGGUUUGAUGCCCCCAUCGCGUCCCUCACAUUCUCGGCUAGGGGUCGCUAUCUCUGGGUCGUGACAACGGACGCGCGCGUGCGCUGCUUUGCCUGCGAGUCUGGCCAGCUGCGGUGCUCGAUGAGCCUGUCGAAGCUGCUGCAGGUGCGUGUCGAUGAGUCAGCGUCGAACGGGGAGGCGAUGCAGCUGGUGGGUGCCGGGGUUACCGCGGCAGAGGAGGGGAUGCCCCUCGUCUCUGGUGAGUGGCGCCAUCGCCGCCACUAUCUGCACGUGCUCGUAGACGCCGAGGACGACGAGGUGUGCACGACGGUCGUGGCAACGGAGCUGCGACAGUGGCGUCUUCGUCCGUGGGAUGAGCCAGUACCGACGGCAGGGGAAGACAGCCGACCAGCACACCAGAGCACAACCCUCAUUGCGUAUGAGAUGACAAUGAGCUGCUCUCUUAGCAAGGCGCCGGCAAGUGCCUCGGAUGGGCCGUUAGGGUAUAAACUCAUGAAGCUAUGGGAGUCAGCUAACGUGCAGUCGCCCGACAUGUGUAUUCUGGCGGUGCCACACGCCGAACCCGAGGUGCAGCUAUUCACGCUGGAAUACACCAGUGGCACUCCACGGCUGGUGGUUCGGUUCCCGCUUGCCGUAUCUUCGUGCAGCAACUCAGGCGCGGCUCCAGCGGCACAGGAAGUCUCCGUGAUGUGCACGUCGCCGGACGGUCGAUGGGUCGCCGCCGGGUUGAUUGGCGGCGCUGUGAGCCUCUUCUGCAUCGGCGCCGCAUAUCACGCGUGGCAACAGCAGCAGACGGGGGAAGCCCUGGUUUGCAGGCCGACGUGCGUCUACACGAGUCUGAUGCCGACACCAGGUAUGUCGGCAACUCCGCUGCGCUCUCUUAUGUUUCACCGCGAUGGCCAUUUUUUGUUUGCACUUGGCAAUUGCCUUGUCUGCUGGCGCCUGCCCGACGCCGCCUCUGUGCCGCGCCGGGCCAACGCAGCGGAGGUCGUGCGCAGCACCGCUGAUGGCCAGUACUUGUGUUCACACACACCGACAUGCCUUGCCGUGCUGCCGCCACCGACACCAUGCAAGAGCGACGCGGAGCUGCCUAGAAACGUCGCUGAAGUGGCCGUCGGCGAUGAGGCCGGCCGCGUGACUCUACUCACGUUGUGGCGGCAGCUCAUCUAG